Anopheles darlingi is the source of this 1601-nucleotide messenger RNA. RefSeq lists its product as uncharacterized. Gene Ontology annotation, molecular function: protein binding. The transcript has 2 exons. Bases 47 to 1519 code for a protein of 490 amino acids. NCBI's taxonomy places the organism in Eukaryota, Metazoa, Arthropoda, Insecta, Diptera, Culicidae. The record is from RefSeq and is a predicted model, not a curated record.
CGAUUUAAAAAGAGUUUUCCGAGCGAGACGGCGAUUUUUGUGGAAAAUGACGCUCCCAGAAGCGUUGUUAAAACGGCUGGCCAAACGUGGCAUCAUCUCGGAUGCAGCAAAGGCCGGCACGAACCAACAGCAAGCCGUCAGCGGCAGCGCCCCACCGACACCAGCCUCCGAGGAGGGAUCGGACCGAGAACCGGGAACCGGCAACAACUCGGACCACUCCGACCGUCCCGAAAGCGACGAGGAUGAGGAAAAUGUGGACGAAGAUGGUCGGCGUGAUGGGCAGGUCAACAAUGAAGAGAUCAUUGCCGAGGAUUACGAUGAGUACGACCAACCAAACCCGGAAGCGUUCGAGUACACGGGUCGGACGAAGAAAGCGAAUGCGGCGGUCGAUUGGUCGGAAAAGAUGAAGCAAAAGAUGACCAAACGAUACGGUUACCAGUCGGUGGAUGGGUGCCAGAAUAAGUACAACAUCUUUCACCUCUGCACCAUGUACUGCGUGAAGCGGUACGGUGAGGUGGAGUUUGAGAUCGAGAAGGAGUACGAUAAGCGUGUGAAGCGGCUGCUGGAGCGAUUUCCGCUACCGAAGAACUGGCGCAAGGAGUAUGACAUCGGCUGUAAGGCGUUCUAUUUCUAUAACAAAGACACGCGCAUCGUCUCGUGGCUGCCACCGACACAUCCCGAUGCGAAGCUGACCAAAAGUGCGAAGCUACUGCGGCGGGAUCUCAUGGAGGAGCAGAAGCAAAAAGACGCCGCACGAGAAGCCACACCGCAGGCUGUGAUCGUGGAAACGUAUCCACCGCCAGCCCCGAAAGCUCAGCUGAUUGGUCCAACCGUAGCCAACAGUUCCAGUGCCAGUGGCAUUCCUUUGCCACCACCUGCAGCAAUCGCGGAAAACCUCAAACCACCCGUCGUUAAUCCACCGAAGCGUCCGAUAAAACAACCCGGUUCGCUGCGGGACGAAGAGAAACACCCUCGGUCAUUCUCAUCUGGCAAUGAUUCAGGUACCGGCGAGGGACCUACGGAGCGGGAAUCAGACCGUGAACGUGAAUAUCGGGAUCGCAACCGUGAUCGACGUGAUCGGGAUCGUGAUCGCGAUCGAGAUCGUAGAGAUCGGGAUCGAAGCCCACCGCGCGGUGGCGGGGAGGACAACCGUAACUAUGGACGCGAGAGAGAAAGGCAGCGUGACCACCGCGAUAACCAUCGUCAUCAUCAUCAUAGAGGCCGUGGUGGAAGAAUGUCUAAAGCAGCGGCCCCACUGGACCCGAUGGACCCGGCCGCUUAUUCCGAUAUUCCGCGAGGCAACUGGUCGGCUGGACUGGAAUCAUCCGCAGCGGCCAAGAAGGAGAAAGAUGAACGCAAGGCAACCAAACAAUCCACCACCAACCGUGCGGACGAUGAAGACGAUACUGGUGGUAGCGAUGGUGCUCAUGAGGUGCUGAAAAUAUCCGCAGUGAAGGAGUUCCAGCAGCCUGAGCAUGACCAUGCAGAGGAAGACGAUGAUGGUGAAGAGACGGACUAAACGAGUGCGAUUCUCAUCCCAACCUAACAUAAUAAAGAGCCUACCUAUAGUGUGCAGACCGGCUUUGUGUGUGAUUCGAUUC